This is a messenger RNA of Symbiodinium natans, 3699 nucleotides long. Lineage: Eukaryota; Dinophyceae; Suessiales; Symbiodiniaceae. The record is from the annotation of a GenBank genome assembly.
AUGCGCGCCUAUCCAUGCCGUGCGCCCGCCGGUGCACGUAGCAGGAGCAUGGGGUUGCGAGAGACGCUGGAGCGUCUGCAGGGGGUGGAACGGCCGGCCACCGACAGAAACAUCGAGGAGCUGAUCACACCGCAGCUGCUCUGGCAGUGGCGUCGGGCUCCGAGGCACGUGGGCCGAGUACUUUCGGAGCUGAAAGCCCUGCGUCGGGAAGACUUGGCGAGUGCCCUCUUGGGUGUGCUGGAGCGAGGUGGCAAGAUAAGCCUGGGGCCACCAGAAUACACCACCGCCAUGAGUGCCUGCGGAAAGGCCUCACAGUGGCAGCUGGCGGUGCAUCUCUUUGGUGCCAUGCUGAAGUCCCAGAUUCUACCGGAGGUCGUCAGCUACACCGCAGCCAUCAGCUCCUGUGAGAGUGGCCGGCAGUGGCAGCUGGCCCUGCAUCUCUUCCACGGCAUGCACCAGGCCAGGAUUGCGGCCGACGUCUUCAGCUACAGCGCCGCUAUCAGCUCCUUCGGGAAGGGCAGGCAGUGGGAGGCAGCGGUGCACCUCUUCAAUGCCAUGCACAAGGCCAAAGUUGUCCCCAACGUCUUCAGCUACACUGCCACCAUCAGCUCCUGCGAGAAGGGGAGGCAGUGGCAGCUUGCCCUUGAGAUCUUUGGUGCGAUGGCCAGGGCCAAAGUGGACCGCACGGUCGUCAGUUAUGCUGCCGCCAUCAGCUCGUGCGAAAAGGAUGGACAGUGGGAGAUCUCGGUGCACCUUAUGAACUCCAUGCCUGGGGCGAAGCUUAACCCCAAUGUCAUCAGCUACAGUGCCGCAAUCAGCGCCUGCGAGAAGGCUGGGCAGUGGCAGAUGGCGGUGCAUCUGUUCAGUGCGAUGAUGAAAGCCCGACUGGAUGCCGAUGUCAUCAGCUUCAGUGCUGCCAUCAGCUCCUGCGAGAAGGCUGCGCAGUGGCAGUUGGCGGUGCAUCUCUUUGAUGCCAUGCCUGUCAUGAAGGUCGUGCCUAACCUCAUAAGCUACAAUGCUGUGAUGAGCUCCUGCGAGAAGAGCGGGCAGUGGUGGCCGGCAGUGCGACUGCUUGACGGAAUGCAAAGCAGCCAGCUUUUGCCAGAUCUCAUCAGCUUCACGGCUGCCAUCAGCUCCUGUGAGAAAGAAGGGCAGUGGCAACUGGCGCUGCAUCUUUUCAACGCCAUGCCCAAUGAAGAAAUCCAGCCCAACAUCAUAAGCUACAACGCCACCAUCAGCUCUUGCACAAGGGGCGCUAAGUGGCAGCUGGCUCUGCACCUGUUCACCUCCAUGCCCAAAGAGCAGGCAGCAUCCAGCGCGGUCAAUCUCCUCACGGUUUGGGAGUCGGUAAAGGCACCAAACAAAAUGCCCAGGUUUCAGGGGAGCCCUGAGCCCUCGCGUGAGAUGUCGGCUCUCCAUGCUUUCGAGGGAGCUGGAGCUGUGUGGCCAGGUCCUGCUGAUCCGCGGCCUCCCACUUUCGCCCCCACCAUCAAGAAAGGUGAUGUGCCCAAGGAGUACACGCUGCAGCGCUACUACACCGCCGCUGACAUCGCCCUGGGCCCAGAGGCCAACGCUUUCCUGGAGCCUGCCUACCCGUCGCUCCACACCGGCCCAGUGGCAUCCGCCCUGUUGCAGGACCUCAGGCGCGAGAGCAGACCGGACUUAGUCUGGAGCCUGCUGCAGCUGCUCCGAGAUGAGGCAGAUUUGCGGCUGAGCCUCCACCACGUAAAUGUGGGGAUCAGCGCUUGCGCCGUCGCUAAAUGGUGGGAAAGAGCGCUGGAACUCUUCGCGGGUCUGCCAUUGGCCGGACUCACCCCCGACACAGUGAGCUACAACUCCACCAUCAGCGCCUGCGAUCGCGCUCAGCGCUGGGCGCUGGCAGUGCAGCUCUUUCGGGCGAUGCCGCAGAGUCAGGUGGACCGCACGGCCAUCAGCUUCAACUCGACCAUCAGCGCCUGCGGCCGGGGCAAGCAAACGGCUCAAGCCCUGGACCUGUUCUCCGAAAUGCAAGAGGUUGAAGUCUCCCCCUCAGUCGUCACCUUCGGCUCCAUCAUCAGCGCCUGCGAGAAGGAUGCCAGUUGGGAACAGGCCCUUUCCUUGUUUCACGGCAUGCCGCGGAGGGCCAUCGCCGUGAAUUCUGUCAGCUACAACGCGGCCUUGAGUGCAUGCGACAAGGGCGGACAGUGGGAGCUGGCCCUCGGGAUGUUCCGGGCCAUGCCGAGGGCGAAGAUCCGACCCGACGUGGUGGCGUAUACGGCUGCGAUCCAGUCCUGUGACCAAUGCGGGCAGUGGCAGUUCGCGCUGCAUCUCUUUGAUGACAUGUUUCGGAGCAAGGUGGCCCCAGAUGUCAUUGCCUACAGCGCUCUGAUGGGCUGCUUCAAAGGUGGGCAGUGGCCGCUGGCUCUGGCCCUGUUGGAGCAGAUGCCGCAGGCGAAGAUCGCUCCAAAUGCGAUCAGCUACACUGCAGCCAUGGGUGCAUGCGAGAAGGGCGGGCAGUGGCAGAUGGCUUUGGAGCUUUACGCCACGCUUCCACGCGCCAAGCUCACUCCCAACGCAAUCAGCCACAGCUGCGCCCUUUUUGCCUGCCAGUCGGGUGCGCAGUGGCAGCGUGCCUUGGGGCUCUUCUUCGAGAUGCCCCAGGCCGCGCUAACCCCCGACGUGGUGAGCUACAGCUCGGCGCUCGCCGCCUGCGCGAGGGGCGGGCGCUGGGUCCUGGCCCUGCACCUCUUCCAAGGAAUGAGGGAGGCCCGGAUCCGGCCCAAUGUGAUUGCCUACAACGCCGUCCUGGACUGUCUGCAGCAACGGGAGGCGGGUGAGUCCCUUCUGCAAGAGGCGGUCCGGGAGGGCAUCUUCGAUCCGCUGCAGCGAGGGACUCCCUGCACUACGCUGGACCUCCACGAGAUGUCUGCCGGCGCGGCCUCUGCAGCCGUCCUCUGGUGGCUUCGAGACAUCCUUCCGCCGCAGCUGGGCGGCUCGCACCGACAAGCGUGCACGAUCAUCACGGGAUGGGGUCGAUCUCGACGCCCCUGGCAGCAAGCAAACAUCCAAGCCGACGUCCUGAUGUUGCUGCGCAGGUUUGGCCUGCCGGCGAAGGUGAUCCAGAGCAACCAGGGGCGGGUGGAGCUGCGCCUGCACAGGAAGGACCUGCAAAGCACAUUCAGAAAAGAAGAAAUGCUGCCAACAGAAAGGGAUCAGAAGGUGGUCUCCAAAGUCAUCGUGGAGUGCGCAAGCGCCAAGCAGUGGCAGGCACGAAGCCUGAAUCCUGACACGGCCUCUUACACCCAACUUUUUCAUUCCGUUUACACAGAAGUCAUUGGUUUUGAUCUGUUCCGGCAAGCGUUGGCGAACGGAGCUUGGCCAGACAUGUUGCUCAAGAGCGGAGCCCAGAUUGAUCUUCAUUCGCACUCCUGUGGUUCAGCGAUGCUGGCCGUGCUUUGGUGGCUAGCCGAAAUCGUCCCACAGAAGCUAAGCAGAGGCCACGAUGCAACAUCCUUUGAGAUCAUAACUGGCUGGGGAAAAUCACGGCGGGCAUGGGACACGACGGACGUGCGGGCUUCGGUGCUCAACUUGCUGGAACGCUGCAGGAUACCCUAUACAAUCCCCCCUCAUAAUCAGGGCGUGGUACAAGUAGCACUGAUGGGAGUGGAUCCGCAGAGGCUGCGCUCGUUCUUUCCUGAUGCCGACACCGUGAAGCCGUAA